AUGAUUCAACCCACUACUUCGCUUUUCUCUUCUCAAUUAACUGUGAGUGAAAAGUCAGUUCUUGAAGAAAAUCCUGGUGAAGAUGAUGUGAUGGUAUCUUUUGUUGAUAUCGAGUUUGACCCUAAGGAGGACAACAUUCCUGAUCAUAUGCCUAUGAUAGAGGUGGAUAUGAUGCUUAAAUCACAAGACCAUCGGUUAAGGUUGGUCAUGACGAAUAUGGAAAGACAACAAGAAGAUCUUUUGAAGCUUCAUGCCAACAAUUUUGAGUAUGAAAUCAAGAAGCUUCAUUAUGUAGCAAAAGAAAGGAAACUUGAUGUUGUUAUUGAAGCUAUCUGGAAACUUGUUGAAAAUUUCACUUCAUUCUCAAACAAGGAUUUGCAAGUGCUUACAAAGACGGACAAAUUUCUAGCAAGAUUAAAGGAGUCAAUUUCUAAGCUUGAUUCUUCUCCCAAAUCUUCUAUUUCUCAAGAGUCUUUAUCAAAAAUAUUUUCUUCUUUAGAGUCCAAUAUGAAAUCUGAACUUGCUCAUCUUCUAAAGAUUGUGAAUCUGAUGCCAACAAAUGCCCCACAUGUUAAAACAAGGGUGCAAGGGGGAGAAAAGGGGGUUGGCUCAUCGAAGGAUCUUUCUUAA
Messenger RNA from Lactuca saligna, 630 nucleotides. The record is from the annotation of a GenBank genome assembly. Lineage: Eukaryota; Viridiplantae; Streptophyta; Magnoliopsida; Asterales; Asteraceae.